AACCCAAACAACAGCCAUGGUGAAAAAGUCGAAAAAAGCCUCUCCUCCGGCACCACACCUAGUCGCGCUUGUCCGACAAUUCCUCAAGGACUCGGGGUUUAAGUCGACAUUAAAGAUUUUCGAGGUGGAGAGUGUAUCUGGUGGAACAAAGCCGGGGGAAUUGAAGAAUGGGGAACCAGACCUAAAGGCUAUUUUUGAGGAAUGGGCCGCAAAAGGGAAGGAGGAGGAGCAGGAGGAGCAGGAGGACAGCGACAGCUCGUCAGAGGCGGAUGAUGAGCAGAGUUCCAGCGAUGAGUCGCCAGACGAUAGUGAAGAUGAAGAUGAUGAUGACGAUAAUAAGGCGAGUGAUAAGGAGAAGAAGAAGGGGAAGGGGGGUGAAGAGGAAGUAUCUUCGUCGUCGGAUACUGUUGUUGGUGAUAAGGAGAAGAACAGCGAAAACAACAGCAGUGAUAGCGAUAGUAGCGGGAGCAGCGACAGCAGCGAUGGUGAAAAGGAAAAAGGUAAAAAGUAUGAACUACACCUAAUUCCUUUUGAUUGAAAUUUCUUAGGAGCAGGAAACUAACAUGGGUAUGAUAUAUAGGAAGCCUCCGCCUUCUAGCCACUCCGACUCCGACUCCGGCUCUGGGGAAUCUGACUCUGGAACUAGUAGUUCAAGCUCGUCAAGCUCCUCUAGCAGCAAUUCUGAAGCAAUAGAAGAGGACAAAGAUUCCAAGCGCUCCACUGAUCCCUCAAGCUCGGAUAGUUCCUCCUCGUCAUCCUCUUCAUCCUCGUCAUCCUCUUCGUCCUCUUCAUCCUCUUCAUCUUCAUCCUCGUCCUCUUCGAGCGAUGAUUCGAAGCAAGCUAAGAAAGUUAAGAAGGCCAAGAAGACCAAAAGAGCCAAAAAGGCCAAAAAGGCCAAAAAGGCCAAAAAUUCUAAUGAUUCGUCCAGCUCGGAUUCAGAUUCAUCCUCGUCCUCCUCUAGUUCAUCUUCAUCUUCAUCUUCGUCUUCGUCUUCGUCUUCGUCUUCGUCUUCAUCCUCAUCUUCGUCCUCAUCUUCACCCUCUUCGUCCUCAAGCUCUGAUUCAAGUUCUGGGUCGGGCUCCGAUAAAGACGAGGGAAGGCAGAAUGGCAAGGGCACGGUCAAAAAGGUGUCAAAAGAGAUAGACAAAAGGACGCCCGUAAAUCCCCCAACCAACAAGCGGAAACGAGAAGGCGACAUGCCCAAUGGGGACGCCAAGAAAAGUAAACGAGAAGCUUCUGGGUCUUUGUAAGUUCCCCUGUCGCUCAUCGCUUCAUCUAUCUAUUAUAUACUUAUGCCCCUCAUAGCCGUGGCUCUAGCACCACCUCCGCCUCUUCAUCUGACAGCAUCCGGAGGGAGAAAAAGGAAUUUAUUCCUAAUAAGUCCUUCUCCCGCAUCGAGCAUGACAAAAUCCUUUAUGCAGAUGAACGUGUCAAGGAUAAUACUUUUGAAGCUCUCCGGCUCCCGGAGAAUCACUAUACCAUGAGGGCGCACCAAGAUCUCAUUAUUACUAAGGGGAAGGGUUUUACAAAGGAGAAAAACAAGGUCUGUACUUCUUAUCCACCUAGCUCUUUCUAUUUUGGCAAAUAUCACAUAAUAGAUAUUAACUUUCCUCGGAUUACAGAAGAAGAGAGGGUCUUAUAGAGGUGGAGCAAUCGACUUUUCAACAAAUUCUUUCAAGUUCAAUGAUUAA
Molecule: messenger RNA, 1691 nt
Organism: Tuber aestivum (summer truffle)
Lineage: Eukaryota; Fungi; Ascomycota; Pezizomycetes; Pezizales; Tuberaceae
Source: the annotation of a GenBank genome assembly